Molecule: messenger RNA, 2276 nt
Organism: Pyrus x bretschneideri (Chinese white pear)
Lineage: Eukaryota; Viridiplantae; Streptophyta; Magnoliopsida; Rosales; Rosaceae
Product: embryonic polyadenylate-binding protein 2
Exons: 7
Coding region: 129-1196 (355 amino acids)
Biological process (GO): regulation of mRNA stability; mRNA processing
Cellular component (GO): cytoplasm; nucleus
Molecular function (GO): poly(A) binding
Source: RefSeq, a predicted model, not a curated record
AGCACAUUCAUUAGUUUUCUGGUAUAAUAUGCUUCAGUGGCUCCUUCUUACUCGAGUGGUAUAUGGGCUGUCAAAACUAUUGAUCAGAGAGAGCGAGAGCGAUCCUAACCGAACUACGACAAUCUCCGAUGGAUAUUUUCUCGGCGAACCCUAAGACCUUCAAGCUCCACAGGAAAUCGCCUUUCGCUCGGAAGCUCAAAUCCUCCAUUGCCGUCAAGCUUCCUCAAUUUCUCUCCGAGUACACAGACGACGUCCUCGCUGAAUAUAUAACAGUGCUGGUUUGUAAUGGAAAGCAUCAAUAUCAGGCAAAAGAGGAUUUAGAAGCGUUUCUUGGCGACGUGACUGUAGAUUUUGUAUCCUGGUUAUGGAAUCUUAUGUUGGAAUAUGCUGGUCAAUCUUCUGCAGACACCGGCUUAUUGAAUGCAGAUGAAGUUGCUACUGUUAGUUACCAAGAGAGUAAGAGAUGCAAGGGUGCAAGCACCGACAGAUGUGCAGAAUUCCAGAAUCAUUCUACUAGACAUGCCGAUGAACUUUUGAUGAAAGAUGACAAGUCCUACCAUAUGUCAACAUGUGAUCCUGUUUCUUGUGAAGAUGUGAAACUUGCCAAAGGUUUUCAAUCUGUCCCUUUCAGUGAGGUGAAUACCAAGAAAACAUUGUCACGGGCAUGCAGAAAUGAAAUUCUAAAAGGACCUAUUGCAACUGAUAAUACCAAUUGUGAGCUAGUUAGAAGAACUCGGUGUAUAAAUAAAAUUAACCAGAGCAGAUUCUCAAGCAUGAAUCAAGUGAGUUGCCUAAGGAGCUCUUACAUUUGCCGAAAAGAGAGGCAGAGUCUAAGGUAUACGCAAUAUGUCAUAUCAGGACGUGCUUAUCCUAAAGAGAUCUGUGGCAGUAACCCAUUAGAAAGCAGACUGUCACCAAGAUUAAUAGGUACAGGGUUUGUGCAUAGUAAAAAACCUCGGGGUAGUGUUUGGGAUAGAUUGGGCAAGCCAUGUGAGGACAUAUUUGUAGGGCACAAGAAUGUUAAUUUCUAUGGUGUUGGCCAUAAGACACAAGAUGGAGGAGUCCAUAACCAGCCCCCAUUAAUGCCUCUGAAGAGUAAUCCUGAAGUUCCUGCUCGUGGGACGAGGUCUUAUAGGCACCCUGUUGAGACUAGGAAACUGGACCAUGGUGGUAGUGCAAUGGGUGAACCUCAGUAGUGCAAACAAUAUUGGACGUAAGAGGCUCUUUGGUGAAAUCAGGGCAGGCCUUGGCACUGGUUCAGCUUCUUUGGUGCAUGAGAGAAACAUGGAUCCUCAGUACAAAGAUAUCUCACAGGAUUUCAAGAAGUCAAAGUUGACCAAAAAUGGUUCGAGGACUACUCAGAAACUGGCAUCAGUAUGUCCUUUAAGAUUGACUUUAACCUCAAGUCUGGUAAUUUUAAGAAUCAACUUAGUUUUCCCUCCUUCACUGAUUUUCUCCUAGGAAGUGCUUGAAGUAAAAGAAAGAUUGCAUCAAAUUGAAAUGGAAAUGUCAAAGCUUCAAUCAAAGCAGGUGGUGAAAGUCAAUCGUUUGUCAAAAUUUGAUAUACUAAAGGAUUCGGAGAACAACACUGAGAUUGAGUCAAGGACUGUAUUGGUGACAAAUGUAAGAUCUUUCUGUAUAAUAUUCCUUCUUUUAUUCACUCUAUUAGUGAAAUAUUAAAGUUCACAGUAGUGUGAUGAGAAGUGGCUGACUUUGCGAACACGAAAUCACUAAGGGAAAGUAUUCAGUGGAUUGAAAUUCUAGGUAAACAGUUGAUAAUAAAUAGAUGGAAACCAGAGGGGUGUGCCUCUGUGGAAAUCCUUUGAGAUGGUUAUAGAAACAGACUCUUGUUGAGAGCGUAGACUGUAGAGCUUCUGUUCUACCAGAUGAUAACAAUUAGCUGUAGUAAUACAUAAUGAUAUUUCUUAAAGUUAUUUUUAAUUACACACAUUGUUAGGUCAUCUUUGCGAAUGUUGUUACAAAUUUCAAGUCUGUAUUUUAACUGACAUUGGUAUUUGGAGGCAGUAUUCUUUCACAUCUAGUAAUUUAGGCUCGCUUUCUGUUCACCUCUUAGUUAAGCUAACUAGUACUUGAGGAUUGCAACUUGUACGCACAUUUGUUUAAAUAAAGUGCAAAUUGUGUGUGGUUAAUUUCCAUGGAGAUUGCUACUAUUCCUCCUUAUUUUUAUUAAUUUAAUUGUUGUAUCUGCAAUUCUGCAUUUAUGUAAAAUAUCUCAUAAGCAUACCAUAUACUGUUUGAAAAAAAAAAAAAAAAAA